AUGAAGGAUAAGGAAGUAUCGAUGCAUUUGAAAAGGGUAUCGGAAGGCGCUCUACCACAGCAACCGACAAAAACUACACCGAUGACAGAAGAAACGUUGCCUCAGAAAAUCGCGCCUCCGGAAAAUCUUCAAAAAGGAGUAGAGCCUGAAACAAACUUAGCGAUAACUAGUCCGUCGGCAGAGACGCUUGCGCCGGACAAGCACAGAACACGCGCCGUAUUGCCAAAAAAAGAAGAGACAACUGUUGACAACAACAAAAUAUCGAGCGAUCCUGCACCAAUGAGCCCAUCCGUGCAUAAGCCAGCUACAGAGACGCUGGCUCGACUUAAACACGGCUCUAUUGGUAUCUCAUCAAUGACCCCGAAAAAAGAACAGAAAUCCGAGUUAAAUCUGAUGCCGAUGACGUAUUUGAUCAAACCAAAAGUGCCACAUAUUAAGAAAGCACAUCAUCCAACAACUUCGAAGAAUGUUCAAGAUGACGGCCUUAUCAAUCAAGUCUUUGGAUAUCUCACGAAAAUCUUUGAUUUAUUCAAGCCAUCAGAAUCUGAAAUAACGCCAUCGAAACGACCGAAGGUCAAGGACAUGGAAGACAUUCAUCCGAUGAAGAAAGAUACAUUGGCUAAUCUGCAACCGGGAUCAGAAGACACCAUAUCGCAAAAGCGUACAAUGUCCAAACAUGCGAAAGAGUCGGUGAAGCCGUUAAUGCGCGUAACAGCCAAAAAGCCUUCAGAGUCAUCGAAGGUCGAGCCAGAGAAAAAGCCGCUGUCACACGAAAAAAAUGGACUUGAAGCCACUUUACUGACGCCGUUCGAAUCGAAAAAAGGAGGGGGUACGAAAUCUGUAAAUAAGAAUUCGUUGACGCGGAAGGUGUGGCUGGACUCGGUAAAGACGAUCGAAAAUACGCCUCGCUAUGUGGUACAACUUCCCAAUUACGAUGUAAAAAAUCUUGAAUACUUUGACACCCUAAAGGCACUAAAAAAUCCACGGAGUAUGUUAGAGUGGUUAAGAAAUUGGUCACUUGAAAAGCGUUUGCCUGCGUACAUCGCGGCUUGUGAGGAGACCGCAAAUGAGAGAGGAUAUCUGGAUAUUUAUGGAAUCGAGGCGCUUUUAGACGAUGGAAAAAUUACCAGUGCUAAAAAUCUCGCAUAUAUUUUUCGAAUGUAUUUGCAAAGUGGAGACAACGUCAAAUUAGCUAUGGCUCCACGAAUCGAAAAGGCAAUGAUUGAAUGGAUGUUAAAGAAAAACCAAGAUCCAGUAAUAGUUAGCUAUGCAUUAGGUGGCAGUCAUUUCACUAAGGUACAUCCAGCCCAUAGGAAUGCCUUUGAUUGGUUUGAAAAGAACUAUCGAAAAGAUAUCUCUGUGCCUCGGAAAAAAAUUUAA
Molecule: messenger RNA, 1380 nt
Organism: Plasmopara halstedii
Lineage: Eukaryota; Oomycota; Peronosporomycetes; Peronosporales; Peronosporaceae
Exons: 1
Coding region: 1-1380 (459 amino acids)
Source: RefSeq, a predicted model, not a curated record